AUGGUGUCUCAUUUAAACUUUUUAUUAAUUAAAAAGGAAUCUUUAAAAAGUAAUAAAAUUAGAAUAUUUUUUAUUAGAAUAUUUAUGGAUUUAGCAAUAUAAGAUUUACAAGAAAAUUGGAAUGAGGUUAAAUAAUUAUUUAAUAUCGCAAAUUAAAAUAUUCGAAGAAUUAAACUUAAGUAAACAUUUAUUGAGAGUCAUCUUUUCUUAUGGUUUUGAAAGAUCAUCAAUUAUUUAAUAAAAGGAUAUUAAAUCAAUCAUUAUUGGUAAAGAUGUAUUGGCAUAAGUCUAAUCAGAUAUAAACUUAAAUAUCAUAUUAUUUUAACAGGAACUGGAAAUACAGGUACAUUCACUGUUGGUGCCUUAUAAAGAAUAGAUCAAAAUUAAAGAAAGACAUAAGUCAUAAUAUUAGCACCAGUUAGAGAAUGGGCUUAAUAAAUAUAUGAUAUAGUCAAAGGAAUUGGAAAAUAUAUACAUAUUGAAUAAGUUGUGUAUUUUUGGACAAUAAGUUUAAGAAACUAAAGAAAAAUGUAAAUAAGGUGUAUAUAUUAUUCAAGAAAGAUUAAUUAAUUUGAUGAAAAACAAAUAUUUAGAUGCAAAUUUUAUGAAAUUACUUGUUGUUGAUGAAGCUGAUUAAAUUUUAUAUUCAGAAUAGUUGGAAGAGCUGAUAUAUAUGAUAGAAAAGGAGUUGCAAUUAAUAUUCAAGAAGAAACUAAUCUUUUGUUAGAAAAUGGAAAAUAUUAUAACAUUAAAAUUGAUGAAAUACCUAAAAAUUCAGCUGAAGUUUAAAAGGAAUUAAGAUGAGAAAUCAGUAUAUAUUAAUCUAAAGUAAAUAUUUAUUAUAUUGAACCUUAAUUAUAUUUUUCGUAAUUUUUUUAAUUUUUAUUAAAAAAAAUAUGGAAUCAAAUAAAAAAAAAAAAUUAGAAAGUUUAUAUAUACUAUCAUAUUCUUAAAUGAGAGAGAAUAAUUUAAUCAAUGUAAAAAAUAAUUUCUUCUCUUGAGAUUAAUCCACAGUAAAAAUUUUUGCAUUCUCCAACCCUCCAAAAUAUUACCUUCUCUGACAAUAAUCAAUAAUUUAUUAAAAAGGUAUAAAUUACCUCAUCAGAAUAAAAUUCUCAUGAUAGCUUAAAUUAUCCUAUUAUAGUUCUAAUUAUAUGCAUUCUUAUGCUAAUUUUUGUACUUGGGAUAAUUUUAGAGGUUUAAAGAAGGAAAAAACUUAAAAAAGAUAUAGAAUAGAAACUACUCUAAGAAAAACUGUGUUCAAUUCAAAACAAUAAAGUUAAAAUUAAUUAGAUCUAUGAUUCUGUUAAAAACUCUUGCUGGAUUCUCCAAAGAAUUAAUAAUUAAAAAUGCAGCACUAAAAUACUGAAAUUCAAAAUAAUUUAAGCUGAUCAUAAUAAAUUAGAAUUACAAAUUACUCAAGAUAACUAAUAAGAAGCAUGGACUGCUGAAGGGAAUAUUCUUAUAUCAUCUAAUUAAGAAAUAAUAAUUCAUUUAAGAACUUCUCUCGAUUCUGAUUUAUUUUAGAAAAAAGACUCAAUUGAUUAUUUAUAUUUGCUAUAGCAAUAUUAAGGAACAUUUUUAUAAUAAGAAAAUAAAUUUGAAGGAUCAUGGAAAGUCUAUGGAAGUUUAGGAUUAAAUAACUAAAAUUUAUCUGGAUCAUUUGAACUUUAGAAAGUGACUUUAUGA
Paramecium sonneborni is the source of this 1689-nucleotide messenger RNA. The record is from the annotation of a GenBank genome assembly. Lineage: Eukaryota; Ciliophora; Oligohymenophorea; Peniculida; Parameciidae.